GUCGGUUGGACGACAUAGUCGUCCUGGGUGUCAACUACCAUGUCGUUCGGCGAGUGUAUCUCGGAAUCGUAGCUCUUCACGGCGGACAGGAAAGUUAGCAUGCGUCUGGAUCGGAGGGUUCGAAGUAGGCAACUUGAGUGCUGGCAGGAAGGGAACCCGCCCGUCGUAGCAAGCCGCAAAACAAACAGCCAAGUGGACAGAAGGCCCAGCGCAUCAAAAAGGGUUAUUUGUGCCCUGCCAGUCAGAAGACAGGGAGGCACAGCGAUAGUUGAGUAGAAGAAUGAAGUAUAAAGCAUGCGACCAAGAAAAGCAGUCAUAUGCAGAGUUAGCCGGUAGAUGGAAAGGGUGCUAUCUCACCAUGUCUGCAGUGGGUGUGUGCACCGAUACUAUGUUUGUGGGAGUAUCACCCAAGGGCA
Molecule: messenger RNA, 416 nt
Organism: Pseudomassariella vexata
Lineage: Eukaryota; Fungi; Ascomycota; Sordariomycetes; Amphisphaeriales; Pseudomassariaceae
Exons: 1
Coding region: 100-276 (58 amino acids)
Source: RefSeq, a predicted model, not a curated record